Dunckerocampus dactyliophorus (ringed pipefish) is the source of this 3806-nucleotide messenger RNA. RefSeq names its product immunoglobin superfamily, member 21a (gene igsf21a). Gene Ontology annotation, biological process: homophilic cell-cell adhesion; heterophilic cell-cell adhesion. Gene Ontology annotation, cellular component: adherens junction. The record is from RefSeq and is a predicted model, not a curated record. The coding region runs from base 383 to 1846 and encodes 487 amino acids. Lineage: Eukaryota; Metazoa; Chordata; Actinopteri; Syngnathiformes; Syngnathidae. The transcript has 10 exons.
AAAAGCAGGAGUGUUGGGAUGAAGAGAGAAAGAAAGAGAAAGCGAGCGAGAGAGAGAGCGCCUCCUCCAUCCUAACAUCUCCGUGUGUUGUAUCACUGCCGCGCGGCUCAGCUCGCCUCAGCCGCCUAUUGUUUGUUUGUUUGAAGCAGGCUCCGACGGGACCAGAACACCAACCAGUCCCAACAUCAUCUUCUUUUUUCACCCCCCCACUCCCCUCCUCUUCCCUUCACUGCAGGCGACAUUCUGCAUGCUGCAUCAGUGCUCAACUUGUGCGCCUGCUUGCACUUGGACUUGCAUCAUGACGACUAGUUUGGGGGCACCUUGCAGCCGCGUUCCUCAGGAAUGGUGGGGACUGCACAGCCGCAUCCUGGGGAGCAUGUAAAUGCCAGUGGAGUUUGGGAUUUAUUGCAUCAAAGGGGGAAUGAUGAGCGUCUUCUCGCUGUGCUUGCUCCUGUGCGCGGAUCUACUGGAUUUAGCCGUGGGAUAUUUAACAGUUACCAUCGAGCCGCUGCCUCCUGUGGUCGUGGGUGAGACUGUGACCCUCAAGUGCAACUUCAAAACGGACGGAAGGCUCCGGGAGAUCGUUUGGUAUCGGGUCACAGAUGGAGGCACCAUCAAGCAGAAAAUCUUCACUUACGAUGCCAUGUUUAAUACAAACUACUCUCACAUGGAGGACUACCGCAGGCGUGAGGACCUUGUGUACCAAUCAACUGUGCGGCUCCCAGAGGUCCGGAUCUCGGACAACGGACCUUACGAAUGCCACGUGGGAAUCUACGACCGGGCAACAAGGGAGAAGGUUGUCCUGGCGUCAGGGAAUGUUUUCCUCACCGUCAUGUCUCCUCCAAACAACAUCUCAGUGGUGGCAGAGAACACGCCAGCCCCGUUCAGUCGAUACCAGGCCCAGAACUUCACUCUGGUCUGCACCGCCAAGGGAGGGAAGCCAGCACCGUCGGUGUACUUCAAGCGGGAUGGUGAGCUGAUUGAGGUGAUCUCCUACACUCAACCCGCAGCCGGCGAUCAGCAAGGUGGCGGCUCGGCGGGGUUUAGAGGAGCCAGGCCGCUCAUAAGCCGAGACCUUGACGAAACCAAGAUGCAGCGCUCCCUCUCCCUGCUGGACCCUGAGAGCCGGUCGGCACGCUUGUACACUGAAGGUCCCCAGCGUGUGCACACUCAGGGCCAGCAGGCCUCUGAGCCCAGCCCCGCCACCGAGGUCAUCCCUGAGACAGUGGUGAGCCGAGAGUUCCCCCGCUGGGUCCACAGUACAGACCCUCUCUACUACUUCAGUCACACUCACAUCCCGCAAAGUGACGGCUCGGUGGUGGUGCAGGCCCGACUCACUUGGACUCUCAACCCUCAGCUGGAUAACGAUGCCCUGUUCAGUUGUGAGGUCAAGCACCCGGCACUGUCCAUGCCCAUGCAGACUGAGGUCACGUUAGCUGCCCCUAAGGGUCCUAAACUCUUCAUGACUCCAAGCAGGGCAAAAGUUGGGGACACAGUGCGCAUCACUGUGCAAGGAUUCCAGGUAGGACCUCAUGGGAACGAGGUGUUCCCGGAGCCCCUCUUUACCUGGACGCGCGUGGGCGGGCGUCUCCUGGACGGCAGCACCGAGCGGGAGGGCAAGGAGCUGAUUCUGGAGCGGGUGCCAGCCGAGCUGAACGGCUCCAUGUAUCGCUGCACGGCCCAGAAUCCUCUGGGCUCCACGGACACGCACACCCGGCUCAUUGUCUUUGAAAACCCCAGCAUGAUGAAAAACACACAGAGCCAGAACAACAGAGCCUCCAACGUGGACGUGGUUGGCCUCACAUGGAUGGCGGUCGUCCUCACAGUGACUGUGGAAUUGACGUGAAAACUCUCUCACUCGAACACAUACUUGCCCUUCUUACCCACCACACACACACACACACACACACACACACACAUACACACUUUGAAACAAAACAUCAAUGUACGUUCCACAACCUUGCCAGUGUUCUCCAGCCAUCAACAGAACACGUCAGUCGGUAAAAGCCACCAGAUGGCACUCCUCCCAUUUUUGUAACAAAAUAAUAACCAAGUUAAAAGUGAUGAACAUGACAACAUCUUCCCAUUUAUCCCUCCCCAGUUCCAUCUCUUUUUUUUUUUUGUUCCUUGUCCCACGUCUGCCUGUUGACCAAUAAAAUUAGUUGAUUUAAACCUGGAAAGACGGCAUUGGGAUAUUUUUUUUGUUUGUUUUAUACGUCUAUGUUUCAUUGAUUUGCGGCGGAAAUGUGGUUCGGGUUGUUGUGCCAAAAAGCCACGGCACCCAUCUGCUCUACGUCCUGGGAUGCUCCAGAUCAGCACCGAGCUGCUGAACCACAAGGGGUGGGAGGGACCAACACAGAUGCGCCAAGAGAACAAUCUAUACUCUGUUCAACUGUUUUAUUUCGUUUCUUCUGGAUGGCUUAGAAUGUACAAAAGAAUUGGGAGUUCAGUGUAUUUUGUGUACAUCAGUGUAAAUAAUGCAGAUAAUUAAAAGAGGUUUUAUCGGGUUGUCUUGAGGGACAGUUGAGUUUGGAGUUCACCUGUUUGUACUUCAUUCAUCACAGCUAAACCUUGGCUGACAGAACAAAAACCUGAACAGCUUAUCCCAUUUGUUUUGUUUUUUUUAAUACCAGUAUGCCUUGGAAGUGUUCUCACAUAUGUCCAAUGUUUUCAGGGUUGUGGUGCAUGUGAAAGUUGUUUUGUUUUUCUCUCUCCUUUUUCUUUUCCAGCUGCUGCAGCAGCUCCUUAUCGCCAGGCUGUGCCGCUGCAGAUAUAUUUACUUGUGUCAUGCUAUCUUAUGUGACCUACAUUGUGUGUACGUAACUCUCACCCAGACGUUUGCGAGAUUAGACGCGUCAUUCUAGCCGCCAUUUCCACGCCGGCCUGAACAGGGUUGUUGCAUUUGUUUCAUUUCGGCUGUAUUAAAGUGGAGAGGUGAUACAACUCACAUGCCUUGGCUUUACUUUUAGACAUUUGUGUUCUAGGUUCACCUGCACAGGUCUCAAGGUCAAUACAACAGCUAAAAAAUGCUGCUUUUACAAAGAUAAUAACGCUCACUGUUGAUUGAUACUAGAAGGUAUUUCCAGUAUUGAACAAUGUUUAUUAUGUGGUUAUAGUUUGCAAUGUAUCACACUGUAGGGUGCCCGUUAUUUCAGUACCAAAAACCAAAACACUUGGCCCGGCAGUGAGAUACUAGAGGUUUACUCAAAAAUGCCUUCGAAUUUCAACACAUUUCGAGUAUGGACAGAAAAAUGACAAAACACUACAGUAUGUAACCAAAGACACAAAUUCCAAAGGGAGAACCUUCAACGCCCAUCACAAAAACUAUUCAAAAAACAGAACACAGGAAGCUGAGGUCAUAUGUCAUUUUUUGAAUGUAACCAAUAUUUUUAAGGAGAAAUAUGCCUUCUAAAGUCACAGGAACUUGGAAAUUUGAGCAUCCAUUGUGCAUGAUGUCCCUUAUUUUACAAGACUUGACCUCAGGAAGUGUCAGUGGAUUAACUUGCUUAUGUUUUGCCUUUUUCUUUGGAUUUUUGGCGACACUAAUAAAAAAAAAAAUCCACCCACACGACAGCCUUUCAGGAUGACGUCACAUGAAUGCUGGUCAAUGAAAUGGCUGAAUGAAAACAAAUGAAAACCAGGACAUUUUCAUCACUUUCCAAAAAAAUAAAAAAAAAUCAAACAGGACGGCCAGGACAGGAAGUGAAAACAUGAACUGGGAAAAUAGGACGUUUGGUCACCCUAUCAUACUGUAGGGUACGUGUCUUGAUUUCACGUCCUGUCCUGGCCUUCUUGAGUUUUUUUUU